Rangifer tarandus platyrhynchus (Svalbard reindeer) is the source of this 597-nucleotide messenger RNA. Lineage: Eukaryota; Metazoa; Chordata; Mammalia; Artiodactyla; Cervidae. The record is from the annotation of a GenBank genome assembly.
GAGAUGCAGCUGGAGGGGGAGGUGCUGGGUGGUGGAGCCCUGUGUCAGCUGCACCAGGCUGAGCCGCCUCUCGGAAUCCCGCUUCCUGCGUGGCUCCGAGACUCGUGGUCGAGAAGCGGGUGUGGAGGGAGCAAGCAGUCGCGCUGUGGCCCGUGCCCGCCGCAUCUGAGACGCUCGCCCCCACGGGUGGAGGUGCACUCAGGCCUGCGGCUGCUCGACCGUCCCGCGGUCCUCCUGCAGCUCCUGCAGCUCCGAGGCCAGGCGUUCAGCAGCGUCACCAAGGCUCUGACCUCUGCGGGGCGUCGGACUUCCCAGCGAAGAGGCAGCCAGCUUUCCAUCCCCCUCGCGGCCUGCAGCUCACACCUGCGGCCUCCAUCCGGUGCUUGCUCGCAGCCACCUUCCCUGCCCAGUGCCUGGUGUCCUGUGGAGUCCAGCCUCCAGUUGCCUGCUUGUAAGAUGCUUACUGCUAGGUUUACCAGGCAGAACUCUGGGGACGAGAGCCAUGACCUGGGAGCCAUGUGCUGCGGAGUAUGUGCUGCUGUGGUUGCUUGGAGUUUGGCAGCGCCAUCAUCCCGACUUAAGGCUUUGAGUAGGUAA